Messenger RNA from Cucurbitaria berberidis CBS 394.84, 676 nucleotides. RefSeq lists its product as uncharacterized. Lineage: Eukaryota; Fungi; Ascomycota; Dothideomycetes; Pleosporales; Cucurbitariaceae. The record is from RefSeq and is a predicted model, not a curated record. The transcript has 3 exons. Bases 4 to 573 code for a protein of 189 amino acids.
CUGAUGAUGAUUUACAACAUCACCCUCGUCAGCCAGGAACGGGACUGGGGCAAGUUGGAGUACUGUCGCAAGCGUAUCCGCUGUACCAUCGCCGCAGGCGAGAGCUUCUCGCAAGACUAUCUUCUCCAGCUUCCCAAGAAGAUACUCUUUCCCAUUAUGGCCUACUCGGUCAUGACGCACUGGAUGCUUGGAGAGGCUCUCCAAGCCCAGGAAGCCAUCUGGCUCGAAAACUCGAAUGGUCGCUACGUCGAGCAUUCCAAAUAUAUGAUUACAUACGCGGCAUAUCCGCUGUGGAUAGCAACCUUCUUGAUCCUGUUGAUGACGGGCGUCUGUUGGUGGGCAUACACAUAUAGGCGUGAGGGGUUUAUCCCUCAGAUGUACGGUAGUAUUAGAACGCUCUGUGCAGCGACAACGCAGUUGGACGACUUCCCAUCGAACGGAGUCCAGUGGGGCGAUCUCGGCCAGGGACAGUCAUUUCGGCAUGCCGGGCUUGCAGCCGAGGACGUGAUGAAGAUUGUGCCAAAUGAGUUAUACGCUGGUACUAGUCCAGACCUGCAGGAGAAUAGGGCUUGACGAAAGCAAUUGAGAUUGCAUUCUCGUCGGUUUCACAUUGACACGGACAAAAGACAUGACUGACUACCUCACUUAUGCAGCAAUUGAUUUACAUGAAUACCCC